AUGCCGGGGAAGCUGAAAGCUAAGAUUGUGGCGGGACGUCACUUACCCGUCAUGGACAGAGCCAGCGACCUCACUGAUGCCUUCGUAGAGGUGUGCAUGGUCCAUUCUCAGUUUACUUUGAAAAAAACAUCAGGUCAACGUAAUCUUACAACUCUUUCAACACAUAUACUGUGUUACAGUGCUGCAGUACUAGCCUUGUGGUGUUCUUCAUUGAUGUUGUGUCUUACAGGUCAAGUUUGGCAACACAACUUUCAAAACAGAUGUCUACCCCAAGUCCCUUAACCCACAGUGGAACUCAGAGUGGUUCAAAUUUGAGGUAAAAUGUCUGGAUAUGACUUCUUGACUUAUUUCUCUUUGAAGGGAGGUGUUUGUGAAUGGCAUAGGAUUACAGGGUAAAGAAGCUAGGGCAGGGUUCUCCCCAAAGAUUGUAAGAGGGGCGCUGCGCCACCUUGUGGACUGGCUGCGCCACAAUAUAAAAACAACAACUUUAUUUGCCAUUUUUGCUCUAGAUUGCAGGAAAUGUCAGUUACAUGUGUUAAAAAAAAUUCUACCUCCCUCCGGGUAUCCCGCCGGCCGUACUCCGCAGCACCACCUUGUUAAAAAAUCCUGGGGCGAACCCUGUAGUGUCAACAUGAUAGUCCUGUAUUCUUGUUUCCCCAACUUUAUUGUCCCCCCUCCUCUAGGUGGAUGAUGAGGAUUUGCAGGAUGAGCCUUUACAGAUCACAGUGUUGGACCAUGACACUUACAGUGCCAACGACGCAAUAGGAAAGGUCUACAUUGACAUCGACCCACUGCUGUCCAGCGAGGCUGCUACCGUCAUCUCUGGAUGGUUCCCCAUCUACGACACUAUACACGGUGCGUUUCUUAUAGAUACUGAACAAAAAUAUAAACGCAACAUGCAGUAAUUUCUAAGAUUUUACUGAGUUAAACUUCAUAUAAGGAAAUCAGUCAAUUUAAAUAAAGAAAUUAGGCCCUAAUCUAUGGAUUUCACAUGACUGGGAAUACAGAUAUACAUCUGAUUGUCACAGAUACCUUAAAGAAAAUGGGCCCCACAAUGGGCCUCAGGAUCUCGUCACGGUAUCUCUCUGCAUUCAACUAGACAUCGAUAAAAUGCAAUUGUGUUCGCUGUUCGUAGCUUAUGCCUGCCUAUACCAUAACCCCACCGCCACCAUGGGGCACUCUGUUCACAACGUUGACAUCAGCAAACCGCUCGCCCACAGGACGCCAUACACGUAGUCUGCGGUUGUGAAGCUGGUUGGACGUGCUGCCAAAUUCUAAAAAAUUAUGGUUGAUCAAUGAACAUUCAAUUCUCUGGCAACAGCCCUGGUGGACAUUCCUGCAGUCAACAUUCCAAUUGCGCACUCCCUCAAAACUUGAGACAUCUGUGGAAUUGUGUUGUGUGGCAAAACUGCACAUUUUAGAGGGGCCUUUUAUUGUCCCCAGCACAAUGUGCACCUGUGUAAUGAUCAUGCUGUUUAAUCAGGUUCUUUAUAUGUCACACCUGUCAGGUGGAUGGAUUAUGUUGGCAAAGGAGAAAUGCUCACUAACAGGGAUGUAACAAAUUUGUGAACCAAAUUUGAGAGAAAUAUGCUUUUUGUGCGUCUGGAACAUUUCUGGGAUCUUUUAUUUCAGCUCAUGAAACAUGGGACCAACACUUUACAUGUUGCGUUUCUACGCCACUAUACGCUGAGUCUGUUAUAUACUUCCCCCCCCAUCUAUGGCACAAGUUAUAUACUUCCCCAUCAACGGUGCAUGGCCACAGUGGUACUUUUCAGAUACAUAGCCAGGCCUCUAAAGGAAUACACAGUGUUCUCUGUGUAACAGCCUGUAAAUGCAUGUUGUUCCUCUCUGCUGUAAAAACACUGCCUUACUAAAAGCUGUUAUUUAACUGUGUCUGUCUGGUAGUGAUGAUGUAGCUCCUGUCUUCCUGGUUUGAGAGGGGAGAGGAACGUGUUAGUGAAGAGUUGGGGUUUCUAGGGUUAGGUGGUGUUUAUGUCUGGUAGUAGUGUUUCUGUUCAUUCUGUCCUCUCCUAUAGGUAUAAGAGGGGAGAUUAAUGUUCUGGUGAAGGUGGACCUCUUCAACGACCUAAACCGCUUCAGACAGUCCUCCUGUGGGGUCAAGUUCUUCUGCAGUGAGUCUGGUUCACUAUGGGGAUGUACUAUAGUAGAGAGGUCUAGUGACAAGAAAUGAAUGAUGAUGAUAAGGUGUUUAUGCGUGUCUCUGUGUGUUAGCAACAUCCAUCCCGAGGUGUUACCGCGCAGCACUGGUCCAUGGCUUUGUUGAGGAGCUGGUGGUUAACGAGGACCCGGAGUACCAGUGGAUCGACCGCAUCAGAACACCCAGGGCUUCUAACGAGGCCCGCCAGCGACUCAUCUCCCUCAUGUCUGGUACACAAUCCAGCUAUCUAACUCUCUCUACAGUAUAUAUAUAUUACACUAUAUAACUAUUCUAUAGUAUUACAGUAUUACAGUAUAUUACAUCAGAACGCCAAGGGCUUCUAACGAGGCGUGUGUGUGUGUGUGUAGGUGAGCUGCAGAGGAAGAUAGGUCUGAAGGUGUUGGAGAUGGGUGGUAAUGCGGUGGUGGGCUACCUGCAAUGCUUUGAUCUGGAGGGAGAGUCAGGUCUGGUGGUCCGAGCCAUCGGCACCGCCUGCACUCUGGACAAACUCAUCCCUGGGACCGCUUCCAACACCACCACACAACCCAACACCGCCCCGGCAUCCAAUGCCUGCAACUCCCCCUCCAAGGAAAGCAAAGAGUGAGUAUUGAACGACCGCAUGAGCAUGGAGCCUGUGUGUUUGUGUGUGUGUGUGAGAGAGAGAGAGAGAGAGAGCAAGAAAGGGAGAGAGUGUGUGUGUAUGUGUUCGUGUCCUGCCUUUGGACUGACUCCUGUGUGUGUCUCAGUAUUUCUGUCUCUACAUUUGUGACCAGAUUUCCCAAUGGGGGCUUAUGUCAAAUUGACAUAAUCUUAUUGUAUUUAUUAUUGUAUUUGUCACAUGCUUCGUAGACAACAGGUGUAGACUAACAGUGAAAUGCUUACUUACGGGUCAAUUUCCAAAAAUGCAGAGUUAAAGAUAAAAUAAAAAAAUAUAAAUAGUGACACAAGGAAUAAAUACACAGUGAAUAACGAAUAAAAAUAAGGUGUGUGUGUGAUUGUGUGGCAUCAGUAUGCAUUUGUGUGCAUGUUAUGUGUGUAUGUGUGUGUUGGGGUGUCAGUGUAAGUCUGUGUGAGUCCAGUGUGUGUGCAUAGUCGGUGCAAGAGAGAGAGUGCAAAAAAGGGUCAAUGCAGGUAGUCUGGGUAGCCAUUUGAUUAGCCAUUUAGCAGUCUUGUUUAGAAGUCUUAUGGCUUGGGGGUAGAAGCUGUUCAGGGUCUCGUUGGUCCCAGACUGCAUUGGUACCGUUUGCCGUGUGGUUUCAGAGAGAACAGUCUGUGGCUUUGGGUGGCUGAAGUCUUUGGUAUAAAGGUCCUGGAUGGCAGGGAGCUCGGCCCCAGUGAUGCACCCCUGAGGGCCCCCGUGUUGAGGGUCAGUGUGCCGGAUGUGUUGUUGCCUACCCUCAGGAAAUCCAGGAUCGCGUUGCAGAGGGAGGUGUUCAGUCCCAGGGACCUUAGCUUAGUGAUGAGCUUCGAGGGCACUAUGGUGUUGAACGCUGAGCUGUAGUCAAUGAACAGCAUUCUCACGUAGGUGUUCCUUUUGGCCAAGUGGGAAAGGGCAGUGUGGCGUGCAAUAGAGAUUGCGUCAUCUGUAGUGGUGGUAUGCGAUGUGGAGUGGGUCCAGGGUGUCUGAGAUGAUGGUGUUGAUGUGAGCCAUAACCAGCCUUUAAAAGCAUUUCAUGGCUACAGAUGUGAGUGCUACAGGGCGAUAGUCAUUUAGACAGGUUACCUUGGCGUUCUUGGGCACAGGGACUGUGGUGGUCUGCUUGAAACAGGUAUUACAGACUGGGUCCGGGAGAGGUUGAACAUUUCAGUGAAGACGCUUGCCAGCUGGUCAGCGCAUGCUCUUAGUACACGUCCUGGUAAUCUGCCUUUUGAAUGUUAACUUGUUUAAAGGUCUUACUCACAUUGGCUACGGAGAGCAUGAUUACACAGUUGUCCGGAACAGCUGGUGCUGUCACGCAUGGUUCAGUGUUGCUUGCCUCGAAGAGAGCAUAGAAGGCAUUUAGCUUGUCUGGUAGGCUUGUGUCACAUGGCAGCUCGUGGCUGGGUUUCCCUUUGUAAUCUGUGAUAGUUUGCAAGCCCUGCCACAUCCAACGAGCGUCAGAGCCGGUGUAGUAGGAUUGGAUCCUUGUCCUGUAUUGACGCUUUGCCUGUUUGGUGGUUCGUCUGAGGGUGUACCAGGUUUAUAAAAAGCGUCCGGGUUAGUGUCACACUCCCUGAACGUGGCAGCUCUAGCCUUUUAGCUCAUUGUGGAUGUUGCCUGUAAUCCAUGGCUUCUGGUUGGGACACGUACAUACGGUCACUGUGGGGAGGACGUCGUUGAUGCACUUAUUAAUGAAGCCGGUGACUGAUGUGGUAAACUCCUCAAUGCCAACCGAUGAAUCCCAGAACAAUCAUGGCUAGCCAGGAAAGAUCUUGUCUUUCUCCCUAUAUAGCUCAGUGGUUUCUCCUUGGCUAAACUAGUUUCAUAAGUUUACAUUUUAUUCAUAUUUACAGAUUCCAUACAAGUUUGUAAUUAAGGCACAUGAAAGUUGACAUGUUCAAGAAGGCAUUACUGCACAAAAAAAAAUGUAUAUAUAGCGCUCACUAACUGUAAGUCGCUCUGGAUAAGAGCGUCUGCUAAAUGACUAAAAUGUAAAAAAGUAGGAACUAGCGUCAAACGGCCCCUUUGAGACGGCAUGUCACAUUUGGUGUGUGUGUGUAUUAUAUCAUGUGACAUAGCUAUAGUAUAUGCUGUAUCUGUCUGUUUUCAAAUGGCUCUACUCUCUGUGCAUUUGCAUGUUAGUGCUGCUCUCUCCUGCUCUUUCACAUUCUCUCUCUUGUUUGACUGUGUGUGUGUCUGAGGGCUGUGCAUGAGCUUGUUCCUGCUAGUAUGGUCGGAGGAAGGGAGAAGGGGGGGAUGGAUGAAUGGAGGGAUAAAAGAAGGUAGGGUGGGUGCCGGUGCAAGCAUUUUCUUUAGCUGCAGCAUGUAGGUGGGUGUUAAAAUGCAAAAGGAGGGGGUAGACAACCUCUCCUCUUUAUUUUUUAUUGUCUUUUCUUGUGCUCUAUUUUUCUUUGCUGCAAUGUUGUGGUGUGUUGUUGUUGUGUUUCUCUUCUUCUCUGCCUCUGCUGCACAUGGAUUGGCUCUUCUCUUGAUGUAUGCGUUUGGAUUGGUCCACUGUCCGUCUCUACAUGGUGAUUGGUUCAGGUCUCCUCUGGCCCACGGAUGUCGCUCCAGCCACAACAGCCCUGUCCACUCAGCCUGCAGCUCUCAGAGACUGUCCCACUCCCAGAACUUCUCUGUCUCUGUCCCUACUCUGGUCUUUACUGGUACGGACAGAGAAAAAUAGCGAGAGAGGGAAGGAGGGAGGGAGAGCGGGAAGGCUCUUCACUGGGAGGGAGGGUUAGAAAGAGAGAACCUCUGUGUUCCUACAUGGGUCUUCACUCAUACAUAGAAAGGGAGAGAUUAUAAAAGAGAAAUAAGGAGACUGACAUAAAAGAGAUAGGUAAACUGUGGGGUAAUGGAGAGCCAGAGCAAUAGAGCAUGGGACAGAGAAACUAAUGGAUAGAUAUCGAUGAGAUAGUUACCACCCUCUCCCCCCCAAAAAAAGUAACCCUCAGAGCCCAUUCUUCCUUGCCAUUGGAUGAGAAGAUUGUGACAUAAUAAUAAUAAUAAUAAUAAUAAUAAUAAUAAUAAUAAUAACAUCUUUUUGGGACAUCACCAUUUGGGACAUCACCAGUCCCAAAUGCUUCCUCUUCCUAUGUCCCCCUCAGCCAAUAAUAGAGCCCCUACAGGCAGAGCCAACCCAUUGUAAGACUUAAGAUAUCCACCCAAGCAGAUCCAUCCCUUCCACCUGUCCUCAGUACCUAGGACCUAAUUUUGCCUGAUUCCGUGUAGUUUUUUCUCAAAUUCCGCUCACAAAAUCUAACUUUUUUUAAAAAUAGGAAAACAACAACAUUGGAUGUUGUAAGUCCACAACAAUGUUUAAACCACAUCAGGAGAACACUUUUGAGGUCUGGGAAAAAUUUAACAUUUCGAUUUUUGUGUGUACUUACCCUUUAAUGCAAGUGCGAACCAGGAAGAGACCAUUGUUUGGUUAACGGUGUUUCUGUAGCGCUCAUGUGAUUGCAGAGUUUGCAAAACAAAUGGCUACUGGAUUGAUUUAAAUAAUCAUGAUAUUAUUCUUCCAGGUAGGCAACUUUGUAGUUUAAUUAAGAAGGUUUUUGGGAAAGCCUUUCCAUCUCUACCAGAAGAUUGUUCUGAUUAGCUUCAUCGCUAAUGGCUACACAAAGUGUAGACAUAUGCGCGCACUGCACACAUACACACAGACGUGCAUUCCUGUGCCGUUUCAGAAAGUUGCAGAAAAAUACGAAUCACUGAUGCAUUUCGUUCAUGUCUUAUGAUUAACUUGAGCAAAUUAAUGCAAUUUAGUUGAUUUCCUAUUAAGUUCAAUAAAUGUUUGAAUAUUCAUUAAAUUCUGUUUUAAUGUUAAGCACCCCUCUUAGUCCAGUUCAGUUCAAUCAACUUCAUUUGUCUCCAAGGGGCAGUCAUCCAGGAGUCUGUUGGGCUCAAUUCCUUUUCAAUUCUGUUUAUGUUGGAAGUUAAUUGAAAUUCCAAUUCAAGAAACUACUCAUCCCUUUGGUGUUGUUGGCUUGGCCCAUGUUGUGUUGUGUGUUUCUGCCAUGCUUUCCUCCUCAGUUGGAUAUAUCUGUGUGUGUUUCUGUUUACGCUUCAUGUGCUUGGCUUUUUAGUUCCGCAGCCCAGUCAUUUGCAGUCCACACACCUCACACACACCUAUCAGCAAAGCAUCUCUCUUUGACACACACACACACACACACACACAGAUAUAGGUGACUGAUGUGUGUGUUCUCCUGGCAGGCCCGUGUUCAGUGAGGACCCACCCCACCCCCUCUCCGUCCCUCCCACCCCUCUCAGAACCCUCCCUUCCUCCUCCUCCUCUCCUCCUCCCUUCUCUUCAUCCAAGCCAUGCAGUCGCCAGUCCUCCUCCUCAGACACAGACCUCAGUCUGACGCCCAAGAUGGGUAAGACCUCACCACCCUCCUCACCCUUCCUCACACUCUCUGUCUGCACCUUUCCUCACCCCCCACCUCUGAACCUCACUGUGUUUAAGUUUUCCAUCCCAUUUCAUUGUUUUAUUGAUUUUUUUGAUUUUUUUCAAGUCAUUGUGUUAGAAACGCACACACAGCAGCUGUGGACCAUAGAGUUCUGGUGUUGACCACGUAAAAACACACACACCCCCUAGGACAGGACAGGGUUCCCCCUACCGGCGGAAAUACACCCUGCAAACCCCCCUUUCUUCCUCUCUUCCCCUACUCCCUUCUUCCUAAAGGAUUUUUAUUUUAUGUUUUCCUGUCAGAUUUAAGGUCUUGUGACUUUCCUCCACUGUCACUUUCUUCUCUGCUUUUCUUGCUGUCUUCUUCUUUUCCCCUUGUUUUCUGGCUCACCUCUCUCCUCUCCCCACCUCCUGCCUCGCUCUCUCUCCCCCUCUUCUCCUCCUCCCCUUUCUCGCUCUCUCUCUCGUUCGCUCUCUCGCUCUCCUCACCUUUUACUCUGCCCAACAGUGACGACCUCCCAAGAGAGGUUUGUCUCCCGUCCUGGGAUCUUCCUCUGUCCCAGUUCCCCUGCCCUCUCCUCCGACUCCCAGCUCCUUCCUCCUUGGGUCUGCCCCCAAGCCAACACCCUGCCCCCUCUCCCCUCUGUCCAAUCAGAGGGGUACGUGUUGAGAAAGAGUGUAUCAUUCAGUGAAGAGCUGAUGCUGGCGGCCUCUGGUAGGAGAGUCCUGACAACACUCUUUUUUUAUAACACUAUAACAACCUGCAGGAGUCACGAUGCCCAACAACAUCCCUUAUAAUACCUGUUACACUUAAAUAGUUAAAUAGCCUUUAUUAUAGUCUCUGGUAGGGCACAGAGUGCAAAAGUCGUGAUGGUCUAAAACACCUUUUACAAACAGCAUCUAAAACCACCCCUUAGAAACCCCUAUAACAAUUUUUGUAAGUGUAUUAUUAUUAUUAUUUAUUUUUAAAUACCUUAUUUACAUAAGUAUUCAGACCCUUUGCUAUGAGACUCGAAAUUGAGUUCAGGUGCAUCCUGUUUCCAUUGAUCAUCCUUGAUGUUUCUACAACUUGAUUGGAGUCCACCUGUGGUAAAUUCAAUUGAUUGGACAUCAUUUUGGAAAGGCACACACCUGUCUAUAUAAGGUCCAACAAUUGACAGUGUAUGUCAGAGCAUAAACAAAGCCAUGAGGUUGAAGAAAUUGUCUGUAGAGCUCCGAGACAGAAUUAUAUCGAGGAACAGAUCUGGGGAAGGGUACCAAAACAUUUCUGCAGCAUUAAAGGUCCCCAGGAACACAGUGGCCUCCAUCAUUCUUAAAUGGAAGAAGUUUGGAACCACCAAGACUAUUCCUAGAGCUGGCCGCCCUGCCAAACUGAGCAAUCGGGGGAGAAGGGCCUUGGUCAGGGAGGUGAUCAUGAACCAGAUGGUCACUGACAGAGCUCCAGAGUUCAUCUGUGAAGAUGGGAGAACCUUCCAGAAGGACAACGAUCUCUGCAGCACUCCACCAAUCAGGCCUUUAUAGUAGAGUGGCCAGACGGAAGCCACUCCCUUGUAAAAGGCACAUGACAACCCGCUUGGAGUUUGCCAAAAGGAACCUUAAGGACUCUCAGACCAUGAGAAACAAGAUUCUGUGGUCUGAUGAAACCAAGAUUGAACUCUUUGGCCUGAAUGCUAAGCGUCACGUCUGGAGGAAACCUGGCACCAUCCCUACGGCGAAGCGUGGUGGUGGCAGCAUCAUGCUGUGGGGAUGUUUUUCAGCGGCAGGGACUGGGAAACUAGUCAGGAUCGAGGGAAAUAUGAAACGGAGCAAAGUACAGAGAGAUCCUUGAUGAAAACCUGCUCCAGAGCAUUCAGGACCUCAGACUGGGGCAAAGUUUCACCUUCCAACAGGACAACGACCCUGAGCACACAGCCAAGACAACGCAAGAGUGGCUUCGGGACAAGUCUCUGAAUGUCCUUGAGUGCCCCAGCCAGAGCCCGGACUUGAACCCGAUCAAACAUCUCUGGAAAGAGCUGAAAAAAGCUGUGCAGCGAAGCUCCCCAUCCAACCUGACAGAGCUUGAGAGGAUCUGCAGAGAAGAAUGGGAGAAACUCCCUAAAUACAGGUGUGCCUAGCUUGUAGCGUCAUACCCAAGAAGACUCGAGGCUGUAAUCGCUGCCAAAGGUGCUUCAACAAAGUACUGAGUAAAGGGUCUGAAUACUUACGUAAGUGUGAUAUUUCAGUUGUUUAUUUUUAGUACAUUUGCAAACAUUUCUAAAAAGCUGUUUUUGCUUUGGCAAUAUGGGGUAUUGUGUGUAGAUUUGAUGAGGGGGAAAAAACAAUUUAAUCAGACCUUACCCCGCUUGACCUUACCCCACUUAACCUUGGGUAAAUUGUUCAUCUCUGCUGGUCUCUGGCCCUCAUACUGACUGCCUUGGAGGGACCACCUUCUCCUGGCCAUUUCUCCACCUCAAUGUGUGGUUUAAGGCAUGUCCAGACCCCCACCCCCAUUUAUGAGUCUCUAUAAGGUGGCGUAGUCUGCAGCCUCCCAGGCCAGGCCAGUGGCAGGUAGAGUAGUGUACAGAGGGGAUAAUAAAGUAGCUCUUUGGACUCUAUCCUCACAGGUAUAUGUAUGGGAAUGUUGUCAUUAACAAAGAUGUGUGGUAAUUACUAUGUACACUGAACAAAAAUAUAAAUGCAACAAUUUCAAAGAUUUUACUGAGUUUCAGUUUAUAUUAGGAAAUCAGUCAAUUGAAAUAAAUUAAUUAGGCCCUAAUCUAUGGAUUUCACAUGACUGAGAAUACAGAUAUGCAUCUGUUGGUCACAGAUACCUUAAAAAUGUAGGGGAGUGGAUCAGAAAACCAGUCCUUAUUUGGUGUGAGCGUCCCAAACAUGCUCAAUGGGUGACAUGUCUGGUGAGUAUGCAGGCCAUGGAAGAACUAGGGCAUGUUCAGCUUCCAGGAUUUGUGUACAGAGCCUUGCGACACGGGGCUGUGCAUUAUCAUGCUGAAACAUGAGGUGAUGGCGGUGGAUGAAUGGCACGACAAUGGGCCUCAGGAUCUCAUCACGGUAUCUCUGUGCAUUCAAAUUGCCAUCGAUAAAAUUACAUUUUGUUUGUUGUCGCAGCUUAUGCCUGCCCAUACCAUAACCCCACCACCACCAUGGGGCACUCUGUUCACAACAUUGACAUCAGCGAACCGCUCGCUCACACAACGCCUACACGCUUUCUGCCAUCUGCCUGGUACAGUUGAAACCGGGAUUCAUCCGUGAAGAGCACACUUCUCCAGCAUGCCAGUGGCCAUAGAAGAUCAGCAUUUGCCCACUGAAGUCAGUUAUGACGCCAAUACCCUGGUGAGGACGACGUGCACGCACAUGAGCUUCCCUGAGACAGUUUCUUACAGUUUUUGCAGAAAUUCUGUCCGCUGUCCGGGUGGCUGGUCCGGGUGGCUGGUCUCAGAUGAUCCUGCGGGUGAAAAAGCCAGGUGUGGAGGUCCUGGGCUGGCGUGGUUACAUGUGGUGUGCAGUUGUGAGGCCGGUUGGACGUACUGCCAAAUUCUCUAAAAUGAUGUUGGUGGCUUGGUAGAGAAAUUAACAUUAAAUUAUUUUACAUUUACAUUUACGUCAUUUAGCAGACGCUCUUAUCCAGAGCGACUUACAAAUUGGUGCAUUCACCUUAUGAUAGCCAGUGGGACAACCACUUUACAAAUCUUAUUUUUUUAAUUUUUCUUGUUUUUUUAGUUUUAGUUCUUAUAUUUGUUCUUUUUUUUUUUUUAUUGUUAAUUUUUUAUUUUUAAGUAUAUUUUUACUUUUCAUUUGUUUUAUAUAUACACUGCUCAAAAAAGUAAAGGGAACACUUAAACAACACAAUGUAACUCCAAGUCAAUCACACUUCUGUGAAAUCAAACUGUCCACUUAGGAAGCGACACUGAUUGACAAUAAAUGUCACAUGCUGUUGUGCAAAUGGAAUAGACAACAGGUGGAAAUUAUAGGCAAUUAGCAAGACACCCCCAAUAAAGAAGUGGUUCUUCAGGUGGUGACCACAGACCACUUCUCAGUUUCUAUGCUUCCUGGUUGAUGUUUUGGUCACAUUUGAAUGCUGGCGGUGCUUUCACUCUAGUGGUAGCAUGAGACGGAGUCUACAACCCAUACAAGUGGCUCAGGUAGUGCAGCUCAUCCAGGAUGGCACAUCAAUGCGAGCUGUGGCAAGAAGGUACAGUGGGGAAAAAAAGUAUUUAGUCAGCCACCAAUUGUGCAAGUUCUCCCACUUAAAAAGAUGAGAGAGGCCUGUAAUUUUCAUCAUAGGUACACGUCAACUAUGACAGACAAAUUGAGAAAAAAAAAUCCAGAAAAUCACAUUGUAGGAUUUUUUAUGAAUUUAUUUGCAAAUUAUGGUGGAAAAUAAGUAUUUGGUCACCUACAAACAAGCAAGAUUUCUGGCUCUCACAGACCUGUAACUUCUUCUUUAAGAGGCUCCUCUGUCCUCCACUUGUUACCUGUAUUAAUGGCACCUGUUUGAACUUGUUAUCAGUAUAAAAGACACCUGUUCACAACCUCAAACAGUCACACUCCAAACUCCACUAUGGCCAAGACCAAAGAGCUGUCAAAGGACACCAGAAACAAAAUUGUAGACCUGCACCAGGCUGGGAAGACUGAAUCUGCAAUAGGUAAGCAGCUUGGUUUGAAGAAAUCAACUGUGGGAGCAAUUAUUAGGAAAUGGAAAACAUACAAGACCACUGAUAAUCUCCCUCGAUCUGGGGCUCCACGCAAGAUCUCACCCCGUGGGGUCAAAAUGAUCACAAGAACGGUGAGCAAAAAUCCCAGAACCACACGGGGGGACCUAGUGAAUGACCUGCAGAGAGCUGGGACCAAAGUAACAAAGCCUACCAUCAGUAACACACUACGCCGCCAGGGACUCAAAUCCUGCAGUGCAAGACGUGUCCCCCUGCUUAAGCCAGUACAUGUCCAGGCCCGUCUGAAGUUUGCUAGAGUGCAUUUGGAUGAUCCAGAAGAGGAUUGGGAGAAUGUCAUAUGAAACCAAAAUAUAACUUUUUGGUAAAAACUCAACUCGUCGUGUUUGGAGGACAAAGAAUGCUGAGUUGCAUCCAAAGAACACCAUACCUACUGUGAAGCAUGGGGGUGGAAACAUCAUGCUUUGGGGCUGUUUUUCUGCAAAGGGACCAGGACGACUGAUCCGUGUAAAGGAAAGAAUGAAUGGGGCCAUGUAUCGUGAGAUUUUGAGUGAAAACCUCCUUCCGUCAGCAAGGGCAUUGAAGAUGAAACGUGGCUGGGUCUUUCAGCAUGACAAUGAUCCCAAACACACCACCCGGGCAACGAAGGAGUGGCUUCGUACGAAGCAUUUCAAGGUCCUGGAGUGGCCUAGCCAGUCUCCAGAUCUCAACCCCAUAGAAAAUCUUUGGAGGGAGUUGAAAGUCUGUGUUGCCCAGCGACAGCCCCAAAACAUCACUGCUCUAGAGGAGAUCUGCAUGGAGGAAUGGGCCAAAAUACCAGCAACAGUGUGUGACAACCUUGUGAAGACUUACAGAAAACGUUUGACCUGUGUCAUUGCCAACAAAGGGUAUAUAACAAAGUAUUGAGAAACUUUUGUUAUUGACCAAAUACUUAUUUUCCACCAUAAUUUGCAAAUAAAUUCAUAAAAAAUCCUACAAUGUGAUUUUCUGGAUUUUCUUUCCUCAUUUUGUCUGUCCUAGUUGACUUGUACCUAUGAUGAAAAUUACAGGCCUCUCUCAUCUUUUUAAGUGGGAGAACUUGCACAAUUGUUGGCUGACUAAAUACUUUUUUCCCCCACUGUAUGCUGUGUCUGUCAGCAUGGUGUCCAGAGCAUGGAGGCGCUACCAGGAGACAGGCCAGUACAUCAGGAGACGUGGAGGAGGCCAUAGGAGGGCAACAACCCAGCAGCAGGACUGAUACUUCCGCCUUUGUGCAAGGAGGAGCAGGAGGAGCACUGCCAGAGCCCUGCAAAAUGACCUCCAGCAGGCCACAAAUGUGCAUGCGUCUGCUCAAACGGUCAGAAACAGACUCCAUGAGGGUGGUAUGAGGGCCCGACGUCCACAGGUGGGGGUUGUGCUUACAGCCCAACACCGUGCAGGACGUUUGGCAUUUGCCAGAGAACACCAAUAUUGGCAAAUUCGCCACUGGCGCCCUGUGCUCUUCACAGAUGAAAGCAGGUUCACACUGAGCACGUGACAGACGUGACAGAGUCUGGAGACGCCGUGGAGAACGUUCUGCUGCCUGCAACAUCCUCCAGCAUGACCGGUUUGGUGGUGGGUCAGUCAUGGUGUGGGGUGGCAUUUCUUUGGGGGGCCGCACAGCCCUCCAUGUGCUCGCCAGAGGUAGCCUGACUGCCAUUAGGUACCGAGAUGAGAUCCUCAGACCCCUUGUGAGACCAUAUGCUGGUGCGGUUGGCCCUGGGUUCCUCCUAAUGCAAGACAAUUCUAGACCUCAUGUGGCUGGAGUGUGUCAGCAGUUCCUGCAAGAAGAAGGCAUUGAUGCUAUGGACUGGCUCGCCCAUUCCACAGACCUGAAUCCAAUUGAGCACAUCUGGGACAUCAUGUCUCGCUCCAUCCACCAACGCCACGUUGCACCACAGACUGUCCAGGAGUUGGCGGAUGCUUUAGUCCAGGUCUGGGAGGAGAUCCCUAAGGAGACCAUCCGCCACCUCAUCAGGAGCAUGCCCAGGCGUUGUAGGGAGGUCAUACAGGCACGUGGAGGCCACACACACUACUGAGCAUAAUUUUGACUUGUUUUAAGGACAUUACAUCAAAGUUGGAUCAGCCUGUAGUGUGGUUUUCCACUUUAAUUUUGAGGGUGACUCCAAAUCCAGACCUCCAUGGGUUGAUACAUUUGAUUUCCAUUGAUAAUUUUUCUGUGAUUGUGUUGUCAGCACAUUCAACUAUGUAAAGAAUAAAGUAUUUAAUAAGAUUAUUUCAUUCAUUCAGAUUUAGGAUGUGUUGUUUAAGUGUUCCCUUUAUUUUUUUGAGCAGUGUAUAUAUAUAUAUAUAUAUAUAGUUUUUUUCCCUCGUUUUAUUUUAUUGUAUUUUUUUUGUUAUUUUAUAGUUAUUUUUAUUUAUUUAUUUCUCAAUUUGUAAUCCUUUUUUCCCCAAGCACCAUGGUCUUGUAGCAGAUGCGAGCUUCAACUGGAAGCCAGUGGAGUGUGUGGAUGGAGCGGGGUGACGUGAGAGAACUUGGGAAGGUUGAACACCAGACGGGCUGCAGCUCUGUUGGACAUUCCUGCAGUCAGCAUGCCAAUUGCACGCUCCCUCAACUUGAGACAUCUGUGGCAUUGUUUGACCAAAACUGCACAUUUUAGAGUGGCCUUUUGUUGUCCCCAGCACAAGGUGCACCUGUUUAAGGAUCAUGCUGUUUAAUCAGUUUAUUGAUAUGCCAUACCUGUCAGGUGGAUGGAUUAUCUUGGCAAAGGAGAAAUGCUCACUAACAGGGAUGUAAACACAUUUGUGCACAAAAUUUGAGCAAAAUAAGAUUUUUGUGCGUAUGGAACAUUUCUGGGAUCUUUUAUUUCAGGUCUUGAAACAUGGGACCAACACUUUGCAUGUUGCGUUUAUAUUUUUGUUCAGUAUAGAUAUUAGCCUGGUAGUCUAAGGGAUAGGAUUAAUAUGGGAUUUGCAUGGUUGUCGAGGCGUUCCGGCUCACACAAGCCAAGGCCUGUCAAGGGUACUUACUUACUUCCUAUGGUUUUUGAGGAAUGCCAGCUAUCUGUGAUGAAGCGAUGUGAUUGGUGAAGUGUUGUUCUCUCAUCCUAUCAGGGAUGGGGAGUGGGGGCAGCGUUGGAAAAGAGGCAGGGCCUCUGAAGACCCUCCUCAGACAGCAGGCCCAAUCAGCAUUGGAGCAGAGGGUACGCACACACACCGCACACACCAUACCGCAUUUAGCUGUGUGAAUGGGUAAUUGUGAAGAGUGUGUGAGGGUGAAGUAUGAUUAUGUAAGAUUGAAUAAUGUUCCCUUUCUCCAUCCUCUUGACCACUUCUUUCUCUCAGGGAGCCUCAUCCUCUGGUAUAUUUGUAAACACCAGGGUAUGUCUCUCACCCACACACACACACACCCACACACACACUCACACACACACACACACACUCACUCACUGUUCUGGAUGCCUCUAUUAAACCUCUCUUUCCUGUCUGGGUUCUGCUCAGAGAUUCUACUCUUGAGUUGGACUGUUUCUCAAAAGUCUACAGCAACUUCCUCUUCUCCAUCUGCACUGAUCUGUUAACACAGGACAGGUAGAAGCAACAUGGAGGAUACCUACUAGCGAUAUGCUUUUACCUGUUCAGUUCUGUCAUUUGUCACCAGUGCAGAUAGAGGAGAGAAGAAAGGUAGAUUGUUGAGAUGCAGCCUUAGUCCCCCCCCCCCCCGAUCGAUAGUAACAAGCACGCUCCACUCCGUUACCAUGGCAAUAUCACUAUUACUCAGGUUAGGAAAUUGCUGGUCUAGACCAGUAUGCUGUAGCAGUUCCUCAUAUCCAUAACAUUGGCAUGUCUGAAACACACAGCCUCACUCUGCAUGGGGGAUUGCCGUCCCACUCACUACCCCAUCAUCUGGAUGACACCUGUCCUGGAUCACACCUUUUACACACUGGGUUGACUACAGACUGUCACAGCAGGAGGCUGACUCUCUGUUACACAAUGAGAUGUUCAAUUAAACUCUGCAUUGUAUUACUGGUAUGCUGUUAUUGUAUAAACUGUAUAUCAGGGUUAUUCAAAUCCAGACCUCGAGAUCAGUAGUCCUGUUGGUUUGCAUCCUUCCCCCUCUAAUCAGGGACUGAUUCAGACCUUGGUGAUAAUCAAUCAAUUGAACUAACUAGCAGGGAGAAAAGCCAACCAGCAGUACUGCAGACCUCCAGGCCUUGACUUGAGGCCUGUUGUAUACUCUCUGCCUGCCUGUCCUCUGUCUAGUUGUGUAUCUGAGGUAGAAGAGAAGAACCAACACUAACUCAUUUAGCAGAUUACUCCGCUGCUGCUACUAAAUUAAUUAAAUAUGUUAGUACUUCUUUCAGUCAGUGUGGGUUUUUCUCUUCUAUCUUAUGCCCUUACAACCCUGCACCAUAUUGUAUGAUGAAGAUGGGGUUGAGCGCGCCAAUCCUUCAUUCUACUGUCACGGAGACAGGUUUGACCCCUAACCAGACUUUUUCUGACCCUGUGUAUUUUCAGGAGUUCCCCUUCUUCACGUUGACCUGUUUUCCCCCCGGCUUCCUGGUUCACAUCGGGGGAGUGGUCAGCGCCCGCUCGGUCAAGCUGCUUGACCGCAUACACAACCCU
Molecule: messenger RNA, 16478 nt
Organism: Coregonus sp. 'balchen'
Lineage: Eukaryota; Metazoa; Chordata; Actinopteri; Salmoniformes; Salmonidae
Source: the annotation of a GenBank genome assembly